AUGAGCGCCGUGGAGUCCUCGUCUGCAGUGAAUGAGGCUUUCCUUCGCCGUGAGCAAGCCAAACAAGCAGCAGCAGAGAACAAGACGUUCAUGAAAAAAGUGAAGAAGUCGGCGAUGAAAGCAGUAAGCCAAAGUCAAAAAAAGUUCCAGUUCCUGAAGUUUGCCAACCGCAAGCUGAAAGCCCACGGUAGCGACGCGUCCGUAGCCAGCAGUUCGGCAUCAAGUCAAGGAUCAAGCAGUUCUAACAGCUCGAAUGGACAGCUGAAUUUCAAGAUGACCGCGAAGCAGGCCGCAAAGAUGAAGAAGGCAAAGAAGGCGGAGAAAGAAAACGCAAAAACUGCAGCAAAUGCCUCUUCUAAGCCCGACAUGGACAGCAUGAAGAAGCAGCUCGCCGAGAUACAGCAGACCAUGAUCGACAUCGCCGCCGCCAAGAACGUGCCUGCUGAGGCAUAUGCAUCGCCGAGUGGAAAAGGCCCCAAGAAGCUCAAAGCCCCCAUGAAGCAGACCCCCGGCGAGCUCAAAGACGCCCAGCAAAAAGCGAUGAAAGAAAUCCUGCAGGCGCUGGCCCCGUCGGAGGACAUCAAUUCGCACCCGAAGACGCCGAAGGAGUUCUGUGAGUCCAUCGGUAGCCUUACGCAGAUCAAAGCCGCGGACUGGAACAAGCUUCUGAAAGAACACAACCUCAGCACGAGCUCAAGCAUGGGAAAAGCAGCCAAAGCCGAGCUGCUGCUGAACCACCUGACGGCGACUGAUGACGAGGACUGA
Molecule: messenger RNA, 765 nt
Organism: Prorocentrum cordatum
Lineage: Eukaryota; Dinophyceae; Prorocentrales; Prorocentraceae
Source: the annotation of a GenBank genome assembly